AACUCUGUCUCUUCAGUGUGCAAGUCAUGGUGUAGAAUCGAAAGAAACAGCAGGAAGAGGGUUUUCAUCGGAAAUUGCUACGCGAUCAGCCCGGCGAGGCUCAUCUUUAGAUUUCCGGCUCUCAAGUCCCUCACUCUAAAGGGGAAGCCGCAUUUUGCCGACUUCAAUCUGGUGCCUCCUGAUUGGGGAGGCUUCGUCCUCCCAUGGAUCCAAGCCUUGGCCAAUAACAGAAUCGGAUUGGAGGAACUUAGGUUGAAGAGGAUGAUAGUUUCUGAUGAGAGCCUGGAACUGCUUUCGCGGUCCUUCCCCGAUUUUAAGUCUUUAGUUCUUGUCAGCUGUGAAGGGUUCAGUACUGAUGGGAUUGCUGCUAUUGCUGCCAAUUGUAGGUUUCUUAGGGAGCUAGAUUUGCAAGAAAAUGAAGUUGAUGACCAUAGAGGCCAGUGGCUCAGCUGUUUUCCUGAAAGCUGCACGUCUCUUGUCUCUCUGAAUUUUGCUUGCCUCAAAGGAGAAAUAAAUUUAACGGCUUUGGAGAGACUUGUAGCCAGAUCUCCUAACCUCAAGAGUUUGAGGUUGAACCGUGCAGUGCCCCCUGACUCUCUUCAAAAGAUAUUGAUGCGAGCACCUCAAUUGGUAGACUUAGGUACUGGGUCUUAUGUAAGUGAUCCAUCUUCUGAGGCCUAUAAUAAAUUGAAAGCUGCCAUUCAGAAGUGCAAUUCAGUUAGGUGUUUGUCAGGGUUCUUAGAGGUUGCUCCUCAUUGUAUGGCUUCUAUUUAUCCAAUUUGCCCUAAUCUGACCUUCUUGAAUCUAAGCUAUGCUCCAGGCCUUCACUGUAAUGAGCUGAUAAAUCUUAUUCAACACUGCACGAGUCUUCAGCGACUAUGGAUAUUGGAUUGCAUUGGAGACAAAGGACUAAGUAUUGUAGCUUCAACUUGUAAAGAAUUGCAUGAAUUGAGAGUUUUUCCAUCUGAUCCCUUUGGGCCUGAAAACGCUGCUGUAACAGAGGAAGGCUUGGUUGCUGUAUCUGCUGGUUGCCCUAAGCUCAAUUCAUUGUUGUACUUCUGUGAGCAGAUGACAAAUGCUGCCCUGAUUACUGUUGCAAAGAACUGUCCAAAUUUCAUCCGCUUCAGACUCUGCAUUCUUGAUCCUAGGAAACCUGACCCUGUGACCAUGCAGCCAUUGGAUGAAGGUUUUGGGGCAAUUGUUCAGUCCUGCAAGGGUCUUAAGCGGUUAUCAGUCUCAGGCCUUCUGACUAAUCAGGUUUUCCUUUACAUAGGAAUGUAUGCUGAACAGCUUGAAAUGCUUUCUGUUGCUUUUGCUGGGGACAGUGACGAGGGAAUGCGUUAUGUGUUGAAUGGGUGCAAGAAUCUUCGUAAGCUAGAGAUCAGAGACAGCCCCUUUGGUAAUGAAGCACUUCUGGAGGACGUGGGAAAGUAUGAAACAAUGCGAUCCCUUUGGAUGUCCUCCUGUGAAGUGACCCUCGGUGGCUGCAAAACUCUUGCACAAAAGAUGCCAAGGCUCAAUGUAGAGAUCAUAAGUGAGUAUGAUCAGCUGGAGUUCAACUCUGACGAUGAGCAAAAAGUAGAGAAGAUGUAUCUGUAUCGGACAUUGGUUGGACAUAGGGAAGAUGCACCAGACUCUGUGUGGAUUUUAUAGGCACACUAUUUUAGUUCUAUAAGUAUUUUUCCUCUUUCUUUGAGUAGUUGUACUUUGUGCAGGUGACUGACUUUUAUUGAACUUUUCCCUGCUUGGUGAUCUUUGUAUGCUACUCCUUUUUAAUUUAGGAUGAUUUGCCAUCUGUAAUCAUAAAUAGCAUCUAUUCUAGUAUUGGGAAAUCAAUGAUGAUUGAUGAU
Messenger RNA from Rubroshorea leprosula, 1850 nucleotides. Lineage: Eukaryota; Viridiplantae; Streptophyta; Magnoliopsida; Malvales; Dipterocarpaceae. The record is from the annotation of a GenBank genome assembly.